AUGGACGUCCACGACGUGUCGACUGAUCAACAGUUCUUUCCACAUCUCCAAAGACAGAAACAAACUUUAGAGAAUGCUAAAAAGCGCGAUGGAGAAAUACCAACAGAUCGGAAAUCAACCCAGCAUCUUAUCACUGCUACUAUGUUAAGUCAUCUAGCUUCUAGCAUGUCCACGAUGGAUAUGAGGCACUCACUACAUAGUUCCUUCGUUCCUCCUCCUUAUUUGCCCUCGACUACGUUUCUGGCUCAGCUUCAACCUAUUUACAUUCGAGAGUUACAACUAGGUGUUCACCAUCGUGGAAGAUAUCUUCUCGUCAGAGUCUUGACCAUCCCAACUCGUAUGACAGCAAUCAUGGUUAUAGUCGAGGAUGAGAAAGGAGAUGGAUCAACCUUGCAGUUGUACCAGCAGCCAAAUGAGAACAUUCGCCCAACAGCCAGUGUGGUCACGAGAGGAGAUGUGUUUCUUCUAAAAGAUCCUUUUUUCAAAAUUAUGUCUGAUGGCAAUUAUGGUCUUCGUGUCGACCACGUGAGCGACCUUAUCCGCAUUACGCGUCAUGGCACAUAUCGAGAACUUAUGCCUAAGUUCUGGAAAGGACCAAAAUCUUACAAAAGUGCAGAUGAUUGGAAGCUGCAAGGCAAUGAUGAGGUUGGGAGGGAAGAGUACUGGUCGGCUAUAGAAAGCUACAGCACAGCUUUGGAACUGAGCACCGAUGAUGAGGAGAAACAGAUCAUUCGACUGAAUCGUGCGCUUGCACAUUUAAGAAAUGGUGAUUUCGACGCAGCACUGAAGGAUACAAAAGGACUAGAUCUUCUAGCACGAACCAAGGAAAAAGCCCUGUACCGGAUGGGACAAGCCUAUUAUCAACUUGAAGAUUACUCUUCUUCGAAAGCUGCUAUGCAGGCUCUUUGUGACCAAUUUCCAGGUCACCAGGGUGGAACUCCCGAAUUGGCACGAAGCACGCUAAGAAUCGCCGAGGAGACAACAGCUAAGAUUGAUUUCAAGCGUAUCUACAAGAAAAUAUCGAAACUUCGGCCACCCCAUCUAGAUCAUGCAACUUUCACAGGGCCAAUUGUCGUCAAAGAGUCUCCGGGUCGUGGCCAAGGACUAUUUACUAUCAGAGAAGUCAAAGCCGGCGAGUUGCUUCUGUUUGAGAAAGCUUUCGCACAUUGCUAUGCUGCUCCCCCAGAGGAAAAUGACAAUGGUGCCUCUAAGACGAGCAUUCUUAUCAAUAUUCACACUAACCAAAUGACCAUGGGCACGCAAAGCGACCUUAUCACAACCAUCGUCCAAAAGCUCUACAAGAACCCAUCGCUUGUCCCGAAGUUUCAGGAGCUCUAUCAUGGUUCUUACCAGCCCGCAGAUGCCACUGUUUGUGAUGACAAGCCUGUUGUUGACACAUUCUUGAUUGAGCGCAUCGUCAGCCAUAAUGUCUUCGGCUGUCCUACCCUUUCGACAUACAAUUCCUUGAAGCCGCUACUUGAGACUGGAAAGGCUGAGCAGGACAUAGUGAACCAUUCGACCGGCAUCUGGCUCAAGGCAUCCAAAAUCAAUCACUCCUGCAUGAGCAACUGCCAUCGCAGUUUCAUCGGGGACUUUCAAAUCGUCCGCGCGACUUGCAACAUCCCGGCCGAUACGGAAAUUCAUUUCUGCUACCGAACUCCCACGGGUGAUUUCACCGAGAUGAAAAAGGAGCUGCGCACUUGGGGCUUUGAAUGUAAAUGCGGCAUCUGUGAAGAGUCCCGGACUGCACCCAAAAGUCUUCUCAAGAAGCGGAAAGAUUCGUCAAUGAACCUCAAACGUAUCGUCGCCAACGUCAAAGCCAUCGAUCUUCAACGUCUCGAGCGACAACUUAAAGUCUACGAGUCGACGUUCACGAAAUCUGCCACAGCAGCUCCAAGAAUCCACAUCUUCAACAUCUACAUCCAGCUGGCGCGAUUCUGGGGUCAAGCUCAAAUGCCAAAGGAGUCCGUCGCAAUGGCUCUGAAAGGGUUGGAGUGUCUUGGUUUUGUUAUUCAUGGUGCACAACUGCCAGCUACCGCUGGGAAGCCUUUUCACAUCGAGAAAUGGGGCCACUUCCAGGAUAAUGUUGACCAGGCUUUCGUCUUUCUUCGUGACGCAUAUGCGGUUUUUGCGCCGCAGCUUGUGGAGAAGGCGGAUGAGUGCGCGAAGCUGGCGUAUAGUAUGUCGGUUGGGGAGGAUGUUACUUUUGAUACGGUUUAUAAGAGGGGACAGAAAGUUUGA
Glarea lozoyensis ATCC 20868 is the source of this 2241-nucleotide messenger RNA. Its product is annotated as SET. The record is from RefSeq and is a predicted model, not a curated record. The transcript is spliced from 3 exons. NCBI's taxonomy places the organism in Eukaryota, Fungi, Ascomycota, Leotiomycetes, Helotiales, Helotiaceae. Gene Ontology annotation, molecular function: protein binding. Bases 1 to 2241 code for a protein of 746 amino acids.